Molecule: messenger RNA, 2901 nt
Organism: Metarhizium album ARSEF 1941
Lineage: Eukaryota; Fungi; Ascomycota; Sordariomycetes; Hypocreales; Clavicipitaceae
Product: DDHD domain protein
Exons: 3
Coding region: 1-2901 (966 amino acids)
Cellular component (GO): cytoplasm
Molecular function (GO): glycerophospholipase activity; metal ion binding
Source: RefSeq, a predicted model, not a curated record
AUGACACCAAACCCGCACACCUACGGCUGUAAUUGCCGUCUGGCGCCAUUACCACUUCUUUUCAAUGAGGUCGGGAUGCCACAAGUUGCCUCUCAGUUCUUCUAUUCGUCGACGAAACCAAUCAACGAGCUGCUAUCAAAACAGGGCUACAGUAGCACUUCGGACACCAAGCCUGUGAAGCGACAACUCCGGCCAUUUGAUCGUGGCGACAACAAUGCACUGGAGAAGGCAUGGAUGAGUCUAUCAUCGGAUCACUGCCGUAGUGAGCACGACGCAAUCAGAGAAGGUCAAUAUGGAGCUAUUAGUGUCAGUCAGGGGCUUUUGCGAAGACGACAGAAACUCGUGACAGUUCUCGCUUCGAAGCACCUCGAACUGCACGCCGGCGCCUUACAUCCGCUGCUUUUGAAUGAAAACGAUACGAGCACAAGUGCAGAAAUGGAUGGGCUGUCACCAUGCUGCCCAGCUUUGAGGUCUGACAUCUCUGAAAUGCUGCAACUGAGCUUCUGCGCUUUACUCUGCACGGCCUACCCGGAAUUCGCUAUCGAAGACAUGGAGCGGGAAGUAAUUGACGUCAUGUUGUCUACAAGCCAAAGACAUGCCUUGAGCUCUGAGCAGGAUUCAGUUUCUGAUGAUAUGUCCGCAAAGCGAAGAGAUCCCACUUCUCCUGAAAUACAAGCUGCGCCGGCUACGGCCGUUGGAAGGCUCGCAACAAGAUGUGGACGACCUCGUUCAUCAUCAGGGACGACAUCGAGCUCACUAGGCCAAAUCAAUAUCGAUGUGCGUGGAUCAACCCACUUACCAGGAACGCGUGUUGGACCGCCUGGAAAACCUUUUAUUCAGGCUGGGGGGAAGUCCACUUUGACAACACCAGAUUCCUUAAUCUCGGGUGGCCGCCAACAGCUGUUUGGUAAACGCCACAGUGAUGAUUCUAUCGCAUUCCCUCAAGACGAGCGUGGCUCAAAGAAAGAUAUUGAGAAUGAUCCGAGUGUCCUGGACGUUGUUGUGGUCAAUGAUGUGGCUGUUGUAAUGCGAGCUACUUGGUUCUAUAGAGAUACUAUGAUGCCUGUGGCUCCCUUGGUAGCAAAUCAAUUGGAAGCUGGUUAUCAAGAGCUGCAGCCAUGGACGGAAACGUGGGGAGAUGAAUUAAAAUGUGCCGUCGAGGUUGGGUCUCUUGGCGAGGAGAAGAUUUCGCAUUGCCUUUGGCCCCAAGACUCGAAGUAUUUCAGCAACACGAUGCAGAAACGGGAGCCCAAAAUAUCUACCAAGGUGUUCUGCUCUGCACACUGUUGUCGAGGAGAUGCUGCUGCCCAAGGAUCCCUUGAUCCCGUAAUUGAAGGGUGCUCUUCAAACACAGAACGGAUAAGUCGAGCCUUUGCAAAUUUCCAUGUUAUUUAUAAGGACGAAAAACUUGCUUUUCUGUUGAAACCUAGCCUCAGACCUUCUGCUUACUACGGAAGAAGGCCGGCGUCAAAGAUUGUCAAAGGCUUCACUGUUGGCAUCCCCAUUGUACGAGGCUUUGAUCCACAAGCCUGGGAACGUAUUCAUGGUCGUUGCGGGGUUUCUGCUCCGGACAAAGAAACAACGCACACUUAUGAGAACAACGAAGGUCAACGCUGCGAUGCAUGUGAAGCUGAGAAAGACGAGGGUCAGGUGACGGACCUGAUUCUUGUUGCACACGGCAUCGGUCAAAAAUUUGCAGAGAGGGUCGAGAGUUUUCAUUUUACACACGCCAUCAACGGUUUCCGACGCGCUGUCAACGACGAGCUGCGCAAUCCCAUUAUUCAACGCCUUAUGCGUCAAGGCCAGAACGGUGUUAUGAUACUACCACUUAAUUGGAGGGUGGGGCUUUCUUUUGAGGAUGGAGGCCCAGCAAGCCAUCAAACUAGCGAACACCAAAUGAACGAAUCAUUUGGCCUGAAAGAUAUUGAGCCGAACACUAUUCCUGCAGUUAGAAGUAUGAUCUCUGAUGUCAUGUUUGACAUACCGUUUUACAUGUCGCAUCACAAGAGCAAAAUGAUCAGUGCUCUCGUGUUUGAAGCGAACAGAGUCUAUCGGCUUUGGUGUCGAAAUAAUCCAGGGUUUGCAGACAGAGGAAGAGUUCAUAUUAUCGCGCACUCUCUCGGUAGCGUCAUGGCAGUUGACAUACUUUCUCGACAGCCAACGGAAGUGCCACGUUUGGAUCUGAAACGAACUGAGCCAGAAACGCAAUUUUUCGAGUUCGAUACGACUAAUCUCUUCCUCUUGGGAAGCCCAGCUGGCUUCUUCCUUCUCCUCGAGCAUGGGUCCUUGACGCCAAGGCGUGGACGACAAAAACCAGGGGCAGACCCCAGAGAUAUAAUGGAUCAGCACAUUGUAAGUGACGCUGGUAAGUUCGGCUGCCUGGCUGUGGAUAACAUCUACAACAUUUUGGCUAAAGAAGACCCCAUUGCGUACUUGUUGAACGGAGCGGUGGAUCCGGCAUACGCCGCAGCACUCAAACCAGCCUAUGUUCCAAGCACGUCAACAUCCAUUUUCAAGUCGAUGGGCGAUGUAAUGCGACUAAUUGUGCCAGGGUUAUCUCUGCCGACUGAUCCACUAGUCACACAUCCAGAGAGACCAUCCAGAAUGCGGCUUCCCUCUCAGCUAGAGUUGGAGGUUCAUGAUUUCACCCGUGAAGAGAUCGCCGAGAAGAAGGCGUUCCUACUGAAUGACAAUGGCCAAAUUGAUUGGUUUUUAAGAUCUGGAAACGGUCCAUUAGAGAUCCAGUAUCUUAACAUGCUCAGUGCACACACAAGUUAUUGGAUUAAUCAAGACUUCGUUCGUAUGUUGUGUCUGGAAAUUGGGCGGCGACCGGGACGGAAUUUUUCGGUCCCAGGCAUGAGAGCUAUGAAAAAGACGAAGCAAUUUUCAUUGGAGACGUGA